AUGAAUCCCGCUCUCUCCAAGUUUAUGCUCAAAAGUACACCCAAAAGUAUCCUCAACCCACAGCCCGAAAUGAACACUGCUAUCCCCCUCAACACUGGCGCGACCAUCCCCGCUCUGGGACUCGGAACGUGGCAGUCUGCGCCUGGCGAGGUCAAGAAGGCCGUUGUCCACGCUAUCGAGGGUGGUUACAGACACAUUGACUGUGCCUUCUGCUACCAGAAUGAAGACGAGGUCGGCGAGGCGCUUCAGGAUGUCAUCUCGCGAGGAAUUGUGAAGAGGGAGGACCUGUUCAUUACCAGCAAGCUCUGGUGCACAUUCCACACCCGUGCUGAGGAGGGCAACCACCCCCUCUUCCCCAAGCACGAGGACGGUUCAAGAGACAUUGACACCUCAAUCACCCACCAAGACACAUGGAAGAACCUCGAGAACCUGAUCAAGUCGCAUCCCGAUAAGGUCAAGGCCAUUGGUGUCUCCAACUACUCUGUCAAGUACAUGGAGAAGCUUUUGGCCAAGGCCACCAUCGUCCCCGCUGUCAACCAGAUCGAGAACCACCCACUGUGCCCACAACAAGAAGUUGUUGACUUCUGCAAGGAGAAGGGCAUCCACAUCACAGCCUACAGUCCGCUAGGAAGCACUGGCUCGCCUCUCUUCAAGGACGAGGUCGUCAACGAGGUCGCAAAGAAGCACAGCGUCACCCCCGCCGUCAUUCUCUUGAGCUACCACCUCGCCCGCAACUCCUCCGUCCUCGCAAAGUCGGUCACUCCAUCCCGCAUCGACGAGAACAAGAAGCUCAUCUCCCUCGAUAGCGAGGACAUGGAGAAGCUGGAGAAGAUUCACAAAGAGAAGGGCAUCACCCGCUGCGUAUACCCGCCGUUUGGUGUCAAUGCUGGAUUCCCGGAUAAGCCUGAGGGCAUGGAUCUCAGCGGACCUUGA
Molecule: messenger RNA, 933 nt
Organism: Alternaria arborescens
Lineage: Eukaryota; Fungi; Ascomycota; Dothideomycetes; Pleosporales; Pleosporaceae
Exons: 3
Coding region: 1-933 (310 amino acids)
Cellular component (GO): cytosol
Molecular function (GO): aldose reductase (NADPH) activity
Source: RefSeq, a predicted model, not a curated record